AUGAAGGUGAAGGAGAUGUUCGGCAAAGUUCCGAAAUCGUCUGGCAGAACCUGGUUCGACCACCUCCAGGUUACAGAAGAAUUGUGGUCUGCGUGGACGGCACUUGGUUCAAUGAGGAUGGGCGCGAAGAUUGCGAAAUAUUUCCCCGGAAUUGGCACCAAUAAAAUGCCGCUGAACAGGUUCAACGACGGCAUAACUGGGAAAGGUUGCGAAGAGCAGAUCCAAGAGGUUUAUGCAUACUGCUGCCGAGAGGUUGUAUCCAACAAGGACGAAUUGUGGCUGUUCGGUUUCAGCCGUGGAGCAUUUGUCGUACGGGCCGUGGCCGUGCUUCUUAAUAGCACCAAACUACGAGAAGCUCCGAAUGCGAAGGAAAGUUCAAUUUGGAAGGCGAUCAAAAACAUAGGAACCAGUCGUCGAAGGACUGGAUUAGUUGAGCAGGAGUUCCGGUGGCACCGCGAAAACACACGAGACCCCCCAAAGAUCAAGUUCCUGGGCCUAUUCGACACUGUCAAGAUGACCUUUAGCAAAGACAUGAUCGACAUAUCCGACCUCAGCUUCACGAACCAGAUUCGACACGCCCUGGCCUUAAACGAGGAGCGAAAGAGCUUCCCUCUCGUUCCGGUUGAUUCAAUUGGCAACACAAAAGCUACGCACAACAGUCACCGCUGUAUUCAGGCAUGGUUCGUGGGCUCACAUGCAGAUAUGGGUGGAGGGGCUGAUCACGACGGCCUGUCACUGUACCCACUUCAGUGGAUGAUGAUCGAGAGCAUGGCUGAGGGUCUGUUCCUCGAGUAUGAUGUUCCAGAUUAUAUCAAGGGUUUGAUUGAUGAUCCUACGGAUCUUGUCUUUCCCAAGCCCCCGAAGCUUGCUGAUCUUGGAGCCAACGUCUUAGAGGCUGACGUCCCAGAGAGUUUCACCAAGACCGAACCUUGGACGUUUAGAUACUCAAGUGGCAUGGAGAUCACAAUGUAUGAUCUGCGGCAAUCGCAUAAUCAUUCAAAUUUGCGGCAGAUCCCAAGACGGGGACUCCAGAGACUUGUUGAUCCGAACGGCGAGCAGGAGGUUUGGUCUACGCAUGAAGUUCUUAUGAACAAGGGAUUCCGGGGCUUCGCUCUUGGAAGGAGGCAUGUGUUCGACACCCAGAUUCGCGGAUAUCUGAAGGGUUAUAGCGACAUUUCCCCUAACGGGACGGUGAUCCAUCCAUCGGUCUAUUUUUUGAUAGAUUGCUAUCCUACCCUCGGAAUACCCAAAGCUCUCGGUAGCUUGAUGGAUCAUUUGGAAUCGUUCCGCAGCUGCUUCAAGUUUGUCGACAACGUGGGGGCGAGCUGUGAGCCUUGGCGCCGGGACAUCUUAAUGUCCACGACGUGUAGAAUUCUGAUUUGCGGUAUCACUGGGGUUGGGAAGUCUACGCUCGUUAACCAUGUCUUUGGCAUAUCAAUGACCCAAGCAAAUUUCAAUCGAAGGGGUCAACAUGACAUUGAGGAAGCCUUUGAGUCGGAUUUACACCCGGGCAUUAUCAUUCACGACUCCGAAGGCUUGCGAUCAUACAACAACGAGGAUGUCCUAGAAUUCAAGAGAUUUCUCCAAAGGAGGACUGGUAACUCAGACAUUGCACAAAAUCUUCACGCGAUAUGGCUCUGUAUCGAAACGAACACACCCCGUCCAGUUCAAUAUGAGAUAGCAAAUGUGCUGCGAGAAGUCAUUGAAAUUUGCCCCUUGACACCAGUUGUGAUUGUAGGUACCAAAAAGGACGAGUAUCUUUCUCGUCAUCGGGGUGAGAUGCAGGAAACGGCGAUGCUUUCAGCCAGAGAAACCGUUCUCAGGCAGACUUUUGCCGAGAACCCAGAAACCUCCCCCUUUUGGCCGCAACUGAAGGUCAAGUUUGCAUUCGUAUCCAAAUAUGACCAAGACUCGAUCAAGGCAUUGAUCCAAAUGACAAUCGACGGUUUCAGCAGCCCUGUAGUAUCUGAGGCGAUGGUGGUCGCUCAGAGCCUGGAAGUUGAAACCAAAAUCGACCAAGCCAUUGAAAGGACGCUCAAGCUUCUUAGAGCAACCGUCACCGCUUCGGGCAUUGCUGUUGGGCCUAGGGUUAUCUCGGCUAUGACCACGCCCACUAUCUCACAGAUGCUCUGCCAGGAAAUCGCGCACGGGUCCUUUGGUAUCCCCAAAGCCAGCAUCGGUGAUAUAGACGCUGUGAUGACUGACGUUGUGUGGGGCAACCUAGCACCAUUCAUGGCUCUGAAUUUGAGCCAAUCCUUCAUCAUCUGGGGUGGUGCUGUUUGCAUUCACUAUACCACGGCUGUCGGAGGCAUUCCGCUUGCCCUUGGGGCUCCUCUUCUUGAAGCACCAGCGGCGGUGCGGAUGGUUCUUAAGUGCGCAUGUGAUCUAAUACUCAUCUUAGACCAGGCCUUCCGUCAGUGUGGUAGGGGAGUCACCAAGGACAGCAUCAGAGCAAUCGCUGCUGUGUAUGUGAACAGCAACAUAGGAAGCUUGACGAAUGUCAUCGAGGCAGAGAAGUCCCGGAAGAGGGCCGUACACUGUGCAGUCAACGAUCUCGUGCCCUGGGUUUCAAAUAAGUCUCUGGAAGUUCAAUCCAGGAAAACCUUGUGGAUAUACCGGGAAGGUGUCACACGAAUCAUUCGGGAUUACAAGUUUAGACCAGAUAUGACCUUUGAGGUUGAUUUGGGUGAUGAUAUCACGCUUGGAAGAAACAGCAUCUCGUUGCUCUCGUUGCAUAUAUCGGAGGACGAAGAAGACAUGAAGCAGUUCAAUGGGGAAGUUUUAGGGCUCGAGGAUGAUGGUCGUGGAAAGACCAGGCAAUCUGCGCAAGACGGGCUUUUGCAGCAUCGACGCCCUUUCGUUUUGUAA
This is a messenger RNA of Colletotrichum siamense, 2868 nucleotides long. RefSeq lists its product as uncharacterized. NCBI's taxonomy places the organism in Eukaryota, Fungi, Ascomycota, Sordariomycetes, Glomerellales, Glomerellaceae. The transcript has 9 exons. The record is from RefSeq and is a predicted model, not a curated record. The coding region runs from base 1 to 2868 and encodes 955 amino acids.